UAUCGCGAAGAUAAUGCCUGUCUGUUAACAGCAAGGUCACCAUUGCAAAUCUCCAUUCUAUAAUGGCAACCUCAUACCUUAGAGUCUUAGACCUCGCAAGGGUCCAAUGCCGCAUAUUCUCGCACAACUUCAAUCCUGAAAGGCUCCGUUUAGGCAACAAGGUUCUGCGACAACGGUUACGAGGACCCAUCCUAGCGACUUGGUACCCAAAGAAAACGGUGUCUUUUCGAGACCUUCAGAACACAUAUGAGCCUCUGGGAUUAACCACGUUUGAUGAAGCGGAAGACGACAGAGAAGAGAGUAUUCAAAUAGCCAAGCUACGCGGAAAGGGACGACCGAAAAAGAAGAGAACAGCAGCAGAAUCAAGAUCCGCGAAAAAGAACAAAUGAUAAUAUGCUCACGUGACUUAAGAAUGAAUGGUACCUAAAGCCUGAUGGCGAUAGACGAGGGUCUCAGGGGCUUGUAGCGACGAAAUUGUAUUUAUUCUUGCUUGCUGGCUUUCAAUACUCCUUAUAUUGUUAUAUGUAAUACUCUGUUCUCUGUGUCGUAG
Monascus purpureus is the source of this 550-nucleotide messenger RNA. The record is from the annotation of a GenBank genome assembly. Lineage: Eukaryota; Fungi; Ascomycota; Eurotiomycetes; Eurotiales; Aspergillaceae.